AAACCGAAGAGUUCAUUGAGUGACAACAUAAACUAUGGAUAACUUAAUUAAUAUUCUUCUGCAGCGGAAUGACAGUUCUGUGGACUGGGGUUUUCACCUAACGCUGGACCAUGAAAAUCAGAUGGUCGUCGAUAAGGUAGAGGACGGAACCAUGUGCAGUUUCUACAUGAGUCCUGGGGAUGCUGUUCUACAGGUGGCUGGUCGCAGUACUAAAGCCAUGACUGUACAAAGGGCGCAAAGACUCAUAACUCAGGCAGGGAAUGCUGUGGAGGUGAUUAUCAAAAAAAGACCUCAAGGGUCAACAUGGUCACCAGUUACUCCGUCUACGCCGUCAUUUAAUCCAACAAAGUUUACACCUUCAAUUCAGCAAACUACAUGGAAACCUUUUCAGACAUCUGGACCAGACAACAAUGAUCAAAACGAUGUUAUUCAAGGAAGUGUUCAAGUAGAUCCGUCGGGUGGAUAUGUUCAUACCUUUGGUGCCCCAAGAAAACAGUCUGCACCACAAACGCCAUCAACUGCUCCAAUACAAAAUUAUCAAAAUUCACCUUACCAAGAUUCUGUAACAGUUACCUCGACACCUAGAUAUACUCAACAAAUAAUAAUUCCUACUAAUGAUGUAAGUAGCCAGUUCAAAUCACCUGCUAGGCAAACCUCUUACCAAAGUAAUUCUAGUCAAUUUUCGCCUGUCCAGCAGUCUCCUCAGAGAUCAGGUCAAGCGUCUCCAUCCUUUUAUCAGCCACAAAAUAAUGGUUUUGACAACAGAGUCGAUAGUAACUCAUCGACGAUGAUUAUUCAUCCAGCAAGGAAAGUCUCGUCUAAUUAUCAACCUGUAAGGCAGGAUUCUUCGCCUUAUCAAACAAACAGGCAGGAUUCGAUGCCUUAUCAAGUAAAUAGGCAGGAUUCGAUGCCUUAUCAAGUAAAUAGGCAAGAAUCAACACCUUAUCAAGCGGAGAGACGAAGUCCUUCACCUUACCAGCAAAGUUCAUGGUCAAAUCCACCUGCUAGACAAGAAUCUGCUUCAUACCAACCGUCCAGACAAGAUUCUUGGAAUCAGUCUGCACAACAAAAUUCGAUAUCUCCCUCAAGACAAACUUCAAAUACAUAUCCGCCAUCUAGGCAAGAUUCCUGGUCAAACCAGCCAGUGCAUCAAAAUUCAAGUAAUUCUGUCUUUAAUCGACAGGAAUCAUUUUCAAAUAAACCAAAUGAAGCAAAUUCUUCCCAUUUUCCCCCGGUUAGACAAGAUUCGUGGUCUCAAAAUCUGCCGCAACCAACUGGAUUAUUCGGCGGUCAAAAUACAUCUCCGACAACCAACCAGCAAGCUGUUCGCUACGAACCCGUCAAUUCGAAUUCAACUCCAGGAUUUCAAAGGCAACCAUCAACAAAUUAUCAAUCAUUACCUAAACCUUAUUCUCCGGCAAGUUCAAACUCGAGUGUGAAUCAACAACAACCACAAUUUAACAAUGGUAAUUCUCCGUACACUUAUGGUGUACCUGGACCCUUUGUAAGGCAACAAUCACAGCAAUCGUCUGGCAAUCAACCAUGGUCUCCAGCCCCAGUGGAAUCUUUUCCAACUCCUCCACCCUUUUCGCCAUCAGUUGAAAGCUCUGGUGCACCCUGGCCGUCGUCUUCGGAAUUGCCAACGCCACCUCCACCUCCUCCGCCGCCACCCCCACCUUCUCAGUCGCAACAAACGUAUCCAACUCCUCCGCAAUCACAACAAGCGCCUCCAACUCUUCAAUCGCAACAAAUGCCGCCACCUCCACCAACUUCUGCACCGCCGCCUCCCCCACCGCCCCCACCUCCACCCCCACCCAUGCCGUCUUCUGCAGGUGUCAAUCAAGAAGUGCCGGCUUGGAAGAAACAAAUUAAGGCUACAAAAGAAGCGAAAGCCGCAGCUGGCAUCCCCUCCCAAACUCCAGGCACUCCUAGCAGUGGUGGCCCGGAGCUCCCCGCUGCCCUGGCAGGUAGCAUGAAGAAAGACAAGAAGCCUUUCACUUACCUCCCCGGGGGCCUGGACCUAUCGGAAAUUCGAUCCCCUAAAAUGCAGAAAAGGAUCAUCGCCAAUCAGCAACACGCACCGCCUCCACCUUCCUGCACAGGACAACAAGUGUUAUUGCAGCCGCGAGCAAAUGGGGCGAACCAACUUCCCAACCAAUUCGACAGGUUGAACUUGGGCGAGCAGCAGAACUCGGAUAGGAUGGCGACCGCCGUGGAGCCCCAGAGACGCACCUCCACAGAUGGACAGGACACCAGGUAUCCCGGACAGUCCAGGUCCUUCAGGAUCCUACAGAUGAUGACUGGAGGAGACGAUGAAACAGAUUCUGCCGCUCCCCAACAGCCCACUCCAUCCAGCAAGAAGGAGGAGGAGGAAAUGCGCUUCACCGGACUAAGACGACCGGACAACCCCAUCCCAUCCCGCGCCUUUCAGACUCUGCAGAAGAUGACGUCCGCGAACGAAGACGUCAGCCCCAGACCUGCUACAGACAAUCGCUAUCAGAAUGAAGGGCCCCAGGAGCAGCAGAAUGAGGAAGGGCCUGUCGACAUCCGCUACAAAGGUGGCUACAUCCCCGGGAGAUCCUUCAAGAUGCUGCAAGAAAUGACCAGCAUGAAUGAAGAUGGAACGCCCAUGGGUCCACCAGUUCCAUCUGUCUUGCAAGAGAAACGUCAACAACGGAAGCCCCCACCACACCUUCACUUGAACAUAAAUAACCAACCCCCACCCCCAAAACAGUUCCCACAACCUCAAGUGCCUGCAUCCCAACAGCAAACCGAGGAGGUGCCCAAAAUGUACACAGGGGGUCGAAUACCCUCGAAAUCCUUCAGAAUACUGGAAGCCAUGACUGGUGCCAACGAUGGUGAACAUGGCACAGAUAUGUAGAAACACAGUGAUGAUGAUGAAUAAGAGAGACCCUUAUAUGAAAUUAGAUUAUAUAGAACUUUAGAAAAUUAUUUUCAAGAUGUUUUUUCUCGUGAUCUUCGAGUGAACUUUUUUUUAGAUAAUUUAUGUCGAAUUAUACUCUGAAUGUAUUUAGUUAUAUAAACAUAUAUCGAUUCUCAUUUGCAAUAUGUUGCUUUAUAUUAACAAAAAAUUAUUAGAUUACUUAGUCUAGUCUGUGGUGUACAUUACGUACUCCUAAUGCAAAAUAUUUUGUAAAGCACUAGAUAAAUUCGAAAAUGUAGUUACUCAAGGUCGGAAUCUUUGCUUUAAAAUGCAAAAAACAAAAGAUUUUUUAGGAUAAAACUUAUUGCUUACAAAUGUCACUGUUUUAUAUUUUAUUAAAAAAAAUCUAGCUUUUGUCAUGUUACCUCUUUAUAUAUACAUAUAUAUCUUUAUGCUACUUUUAAUAUUAUAUUUGUUGAUGGAAAGUUUUUGAAGAAAAUUUAUUGUAAAUAGAUAUUAUUGCCAUAUUUGUGAUGUUCCGAGAACAUCCAAUCUGAGUAACUAUCAAAAAUCACGAUAUUAGGAUUUCGAAUUAAAGCAUCAAAUGGAUAAAAAAAAAUUGUCUGAAAUGGAAAUGGAUUAAGAAGUGCUGAAAACAAUUUUAUAUUAUUAAAAGUAUUCAAAAUAUUUAUUAUGUACUAAGAGACUUAAAAUGUAUUCUGAAGUUUAUGAAUUUUAUGUAUAAGAAAAUGAAAUAAAAUUAAUUUUAAAUCAUA
Molecule: messenger RNA, 3660 nt
Organism: Argiope bruennichi
Lineage: Eukaryota; Metazoa; Arthropoda; Arachnida; Araneae; Araneidae
Product: trithorax group protein osa-like
Exons: 9
Coding region: 35-2881 (948 amino acids)
Molecular function (GO): protein binding
Source: RefSeq, a predicted model, not a curated record